Poecile atricapillus (Black-capped chickadee) is the source of this 4318-nucleotide messenger RNA. It is a transcript of the gene NMT2, whose product is annotated as N-myristoyltransferase 2. Lineage: Eukaryota; Metazoa; Chordata; Aves; Passeriformes; Paridae. Gene Ontology annotation, biological process: N-terminal peptidyl-glycine N-myristoylation. The record is from RefSeq and is a predicted model, not a curated record. Bases 153 to 1649 code for a protein of 498 amino acids. The transcript is spliced from 12 exons. Gene Ontology annotation, molecular function: glycylpeptide N-tetradecanoyltransferase activity. Gene Ontology annotation, cellular component: cytoplasm.
CCGGGCAGCCCCGGCGGCCGCCGCCUCCUCGUCCCCCGGCUUUGGCGCGGGGAAGGACCGCAGCUAGAGGGAGCUGCUCCGGACCGCGUCUGCCCGUGCGUCCCGGUUCUUUCACAGGCUCCCCCGCCCCUCCCCUCCCUCCUUCCCCCGUGAUGGCGGAGGACAGCGAGUCUGCGGCCAGCCAGCAGAGCCUGGAGCUGGAUGACCAGGACACCUGCGGCAUAGACGGCGACAAUGAGGAGGAGACCGAGCACGCCAAGGGAAGUCCUGGAGGGGAUUUGGGAGCGAAGAAGAAGAAAAAGAAGCAGAAGAGAAAAAAGGAGAAACCAAAUUCUGGAGGCACCAAAUCAGAUUCUGCAUCUGACUCCCAGGAGAUUAAAAUUCAACAACCUUCAAAAAAUCCAGCCAUUCCAAUGCAGAAGCUUCAAGACAUCCAGAGAGCAAUGGAGCUGCUCUCUGCAUGCCAAGGCCCAGCAAAGAAUAUUGAUGAGGCUACCAAACGUAAAUACCAGUUUUGGGAUACACAACCUGUACCUAAGCUUAAUGAAGUUAUAACUUCACAUGGUGCAAUUGAACCAGAUAAGGACAAUGUCCGCCUAGAGCCAUAUUCUUUGCCACAAGGUUUUAUGUGGGACACACUGGAUCUUAGCAAUGCUGAAGUUCUGAAGGAGUUAUACACACUAUUAAAUGAAAAUUAUGUAGAAGAUGAUGAUAAUAUGUUUAGGUUUGAUUAUUCACCUGAAUUUCUUCUGUGGGCAUUACGUCCUCCGGGCUGGUUACCGCAGUGGCACUGUGGGGUUAGAGUGUCUUCAAACAAAAAACUGGUAGGAUUCAUAAGUGCCAUCCCUGCAAAUAUUCGUAUUUAUGACAGUGUGAAGAAAAUGGUAGAAAUCAAUUUUCUGUGUGUCCAUAAGAAACUGAGAUCUAAACGGGUGGCGCCUGUACUGAUUCGGGAAAUAACCAGAAGAGUAAACUUGGAAGGAAUUUUUCAGGCUGUUUACACUGCUGGAGUGGUACUUCCCAAACCUGUGGCCACUUGCAGGUAUUGGCAUCGAUCACUAAAUCCCAGAAAAUUGGUGGAGGUGAAAUUUUCACAUUUGAGUAGAAACAUGACUCUACAAAGAACAAUGAAGCUCUACAGACUUCCUGAUGCCACAAAGACUUCAGGUUUGAGACCAAUGGAGCAAAAAGAUACUAAAGCAGUACAAGAAUUAAUCAAUACUUACUUGAAACAGUUUAAUCUUGCUCCUGUGAUGGAUGAGGAAGAGGUGGCCCACUGGUUCCUGCCUCGGGAUCAUAUUAUUGACACUUACGUGGUAGAGGGUUCAAAUGGUAUUUUGACAGACUUCCUCAGUUUCUACACAUUACCUUCAACAGUGAUGCAUCAUCCUGUUCAUAAAAGCCUCAAAGCUGCCUAUUCCUUUUACAAUAUUCAUACAGAGACUCCCCUGUUGGACUUAAUGAAUGAUGCACUCAUUAUAGCUAAAUUGAAAGGAUUUGAUGUGUUCAAUGCGCUAGACUUAAUGGAAAACAAAACAUUCCUGGAAAAACUCAAGUUUGGGAUUGGAGAUGGAAAUUUGCAGUAUUACUUGUACAACUGGAGAUGUCCAGGCAUGGAAUCUGAAAAGGUUGGUCUUGUAUUACAAUGAGAAUGCUUAUGUUUCUAGAACUCUUGAGGUCAUCGUUUGAGUUAAUUUGAUCUCCAUAACUCUUGAAAUGGUAUUGUUCAAGAGGAGUAAAAGCACAACGUCAGUGAUACUGAAAUAGUCCAUUAAUUCUGAUCAAUGAAGACAUCCACAUGUGACCAAAUUUAUGCAUUUUCAAAUAGAUCAGACGGUCCAUGAAACUCUUCUAUUGUCCAUGAAAAGAAUAAAAAGCACAUUCAUUUAAGUUUCAAAGCUUAGCUUGCACCUGGAUGAGAAGAAGGUAUUUUUUUCCACUCUGUAGAAAAGACUGUUUUGUACAAACUGAACUUCAGUGGUGGAUUAGGGUACAAAAAUAUUUGCUAUUAUGUGGAUGAACUGCUGCAUUUCUAUUUAUUAAGUGGUGAUGUAUGUAUAUCAAUGUAACAGAAUGAAGGAUACAAACUGGAGUAUCUUUGCUUAUUUACUUAACUUGGAUAUCAUAAUUUGGGGGAAAAUCACAAAGUACGAUGCGUUUGUAGCUCUGUGAAAGUCCUGGAUGUUUUUGUAACUGGAGCAGUAUGACAGUGUACUGGUUUAACUAGUGCAUUUGUUUCUCCAUAAGCAACGCUGCCAAAUCAAUAAAAAAUACAGAUUUGUACUUUGAUCUUCAAUAGAUCAGUGGAUUGAUUUAACAGUAUCGCACUGUUCAGUGCAGGUGUUAUCUGUGUUGCCAGAAUGAUAAUACAUUACUGUACUUAAUUUACAGUUGUGGCACAAUACCUUAGUUUUUCCUCAGUAGAAUAACAUCAGCCUGUGUGUAAAACUAAGAAUUUUAGUAGUGCUAUCAGGAUAUUUAUAGUUUGAAUGUUUUUGACGCUUCUGCGAAAUUGCACAUAUUCCUUUGUCUACUUUGAUUUCCUAUGAAGUCUGUAAUUCUAAUGAAAAGUACCUUGUGUAAAUAUGUAUUCAUAAAUUGUUCCUGGUAAUGUUUUUAUCCUGACUUUGGAACAAGAAGUUUUGCUAUAUAUGGGCUGGUAAGCAGAAGAGAAAUCUCUGCCCUCAGUCCUUGGAAGUCUGUACUGCACUUCCCGAAAUGUUGGAGGGCUGGUCUUUGUUGGGUGGAGCUAUUUUAAUUCCCUCAUGAAUGCUCAGCAACAGGAGUGGCUUCUGAAGAACUUUUUAUGCAUUCCAGCGUAGCAUCAUAGCUAGAGAUGAUAGCAGUCCUUUCAGCUCAUGGAUGCUGCAGAAUCGUGAGCACUGAGAAAAUCUGUGUUAAGAAACUGUUCUAGCUGAAAGUGCCAAAUCGUGGUAGUGAAGCCUCUGUGCUGUGAGCAUCUUUUGAAUGUGACUUGAAUAUCUCAUGAAAUGCAAAUGUCUAACUUUCCUUUUAAAUAUGCCUGUAAUUAUGACAGCAGAUUUUGCUGAAAGUUUAAUUCUGUACAUGAAGAUAAAUUUGUCUGUUCUUCAUAACUGUUAGCCCUACCCACCACCUUGUAGCAGUGGGGUUUUUCUUUCUUCCCCCUCCUUUUCCACUGUGUGAAUGGUUUGUGGUUUGGUUUCUUCUUCUUGUUGAAUUGUGGUGAGAGGAUUCUGCCCUAGGAACAGUGAUAAAUACUUUCCCUUACUGCAUUAUAGCUGAUUAAAGUAUUCGACCUCCUUCAAAAAAGGAAGGGACUGAACGUGGUUUGUUUGACCCAUGGUUGUGCACCAGCUUGGGACCUCAUGAAUUUAAAAGGACUUCAAAGGAGAUCUAAUGGUGCAGUUGGGCUUUACAUCUCUGGCCAUUCUUGAUACCUCUCUGUUAGCAGCAGUGAAAACAGGUGGUGCAGAGACAGCUUGGACUCUGUGAGGCCUGAGCAGAAUUAAGUGCCUGAAAAUGUAAUUGAUGGUAGUGAUACCUGAGGUAACAAGAAGGAUUUAAUCUUGACCCUGUCAGAGACUUAACUCCUAAAAGGCAAGAAGAUGCCUCCUUGGCAGGGCAUUCUCAUGGAGUGCUCUGGGAUGAGGUUCACCAAGGAACUCUGUGUUCUGCUUCAGCUGUUAAAGGCAGAGCCUCAGCAGUCUUCACUCAGGGCACCACCCCUGAGGUGGGACAGCAGGGCAUAGCUCUGUCCUUGUGGCUAAGAUACUUUCAUGCUGGGACAGCCCAGGUGAAGUACAUGUUCAUGUUCCCUGCCUUCCCUCCCCUCAAAAAAAUGCAAGUGGAGGAAAUGUUAGGCAGAUGAUUUCUCCUCUGAAAUCAGAAGGCAGAUUCUCCCAGGUAUUGUCCUUGUAAAACCAUGAUGGCCAUGAUGGGACUAAGUAUGUCCAGGUAGAAGACAGACUUGAAUGUGGGUUUCCUGCAGCCUGACUUCUGCCAAAAUCUUCAGGUUAGGGCACAUGAUGGAAGGAGCACAGCCAGUCUUGUGCUCUCUUCUAGUAAAAUAGUGCCAUUUGCAUAAGAAUCCAAGGGAUAAACUUCUGUCUUGUCUGGCUCACUCUGCAUGUUCACUGAGGGGCUGGAGGGCAGACAUGCUCUUGUAGAAGCUGUGCAGCACUGUAGCUGAGAGAGAAAAUUUAUCAGCCCCCAGAGCAUGAGGGAAGCAGGCAUCUGAGCCCACAUGUUGGGGCAGCUCUUGGAGAGUUCUGUUCAAUGGUGUUAAGCAUGGCUUCUGUCCUUGCUGACUGCUCUCCACCUGUAGUGUUCUGCUGAA